This is a messenger RNA of Oreochromis niloticus (Nile tilapia), 1601 nucleotides long. Its product is annotated as leukocyte elastase inhibitor. The transcript has 6 exons. Gene Ontology annotation, biological process: negative regulation of endopeptidase activity. The record is from RefSeq and is a predicted model, not a curated record. Lineage: Eukaryota; Metazoa; Chordata; Actinopteri; Cichliformes; Cichlidae. The coding region runs from base 419 to 1042 and encodes 207 amino acids. Gene Ontology annotation, molecular function: serine-type endopeptidase inhibitor activity.
GAGGGCGGAGUGAGUGGCAGCUCUGCUGAUGGAGAGAGGCGGUCUGCAGGAAGGAGAACAUAUCGCUCUGGUGUACCCGCCAGGUGAGAGACGAUGCAGAUGUUAAAUGUACUUUUCAGGUGACAGCACCUGGACACUGCAAGCAUCGUUCACACCAGUGUGUCUCCUUCUUCUGCAGGUACAGACCUGAUCGCAGCCUUUUCUGGCUGCCUGUACGCCGGCUGCGUUCCCAUCACAGUGCGACCGCCUCACCCUCAGAACAUCUCCACCACCCUGCCCGCUGUUAAGAUGACAGAACGUAAUCAGUGCCGGGGAGGUUAUGGUCAACGCAAAACCCAAACAAACAAAAAACGCUUCAAGCGGAAGCCAGAAAGAAUCCUGACCGUCUGACGACGAAAGAAAAGUGGAUGUCAAAACAAUGGCAUCAGCAACAUCUUUGCCCAAGGCCAACAGUGCUUUCUCUCUGGCUUUGCUCAAACAGCUGAGCAACAACAAGACGGGAAACAUCUUUUUCUCCCUGUUCAGCAUCUCUUCAGCCCUGGCUAUGGUGAUGCUGGGGGCCAGAGGCAACACAGCCACACAGAUGUCAGAGUGCUUGCAAGCCAAGGAUUGUUGGGGUGAUGUUCACAGCAGCUUUGCCAAACUUCUCACUGAACUCAACAGGCCAGAGGCUCUAUUUACCUUCACUGUUGCUAACAGACUGUACAGAGAGAAGUCCUGCCCCUUUACUCAGAAAUUCUUAAUACAAAGCAAGAAACAUUACAGCACAGAGCUGGAGUCUGUGGACUUCAAGACCAGGUCUGAAGAAGUCAGGAUUAAUGUCAACAACUGGAUGCAGCAACACACACCAGGUAACAUCACAGAGGUGGUGGAUGAAGAUGAUUUGAGUGAACUGACCAGGCUGGUGUUGUUCACUGCCACCCACUUCAGAGGCAGCUGGAUUAAAGAUUUCUCGUGGUUUGAAACUUAUGAUGCUCAAUUUUGGCUUAAUAAGGUAAAACAGAGAACACUGACUAUGAAAUAUGAGUGUCUGAAACUAUAACAUUAUAAAGUGUAUAUACUGUUUCUGCUGUGGUUAGUCAUAUUAAACAUGGAGAGUUUCAAAUCAUGAGGUGAGCAAAUGUACAAGUAAUGCCUGUGAGCCAAAGCUCAGAUUUCAGACUUCUGUAAAGGAUCGGUUUCAGUUUUUCUGCUCUUACUUCUGUGUGAUAUGUCAGAAAUAGCAGCCACUCCUCAGACACUAUUUCUACUUUUUAGUUGCGCUUAAAAUUUUCCGUUUUGAUAAAGUAUGCCUUUUUGACAGUGCAUGCCUGGUGGGAACAUCUUAACCUGCAGGUGCCCCCUCAGCUUCCACCUUUUGAUGUGGAGUAGCAGCAGCUCUACUCUGAGCCCUUUUUUGAAUAACUGAACUCACCCUAUCCCUAAGGGGAAGCCCAUCCACCAUUGGGAGAAAGCUAUUUUCUGUCGGUUGCAGCUGCCAGGGCCCUAGAGUGCGACCAAUUUGGUUGCAAAUGCGACCUAAUUUCAUAAUGGUGCAACUCAAAAAGAUCCUAGGUCGCACCAGUGCGACCAGCUGUUGAAGUUAAAAAAAAAAAAAAAAA